Messenger RNA from Phalaenopsis equestris, 450 nucleotides. Its product is annotated as curculin-1-like. The record is from RefSeq and is a predicted model, not a curated record. NCBI's taxonomy places the organism in Eukaryota, Viridiplantae, Streptophyta, Magnoliopsida, Asparagales, Orchidaceae. Bases 1 to 450 code for a protein of 149 amino acids. The transcript has a single exon.
AUGGCUUCCUCAAGCAGGGCUAUUGCCAGCAUCCUUUCCUUAAUAGCCUUGGUGAGCCUACUAAUUGCUACAGUGGUCUCCAUUCCUAUAGCCACUCCCAGUUAUCUACCAAGCGGGGACUAUUUGAGGCCGGGCGGCUUCUUUAGUCGCUCCGGCUUUACACUUACGAUGCGCGACGAGGACUGUAACAUCGUCUUAACUUCCCCUCACUCCUACCAGAUCUGGCAAUCAAAUAACACCGAAGGCGGCAAAGGCUGCAGGGCCGGAUUGGAAUAUCAUGGCUCACUAGUCAUUCUUAAUCGAGAAAAUGAAGACGUCUGGAAUAGCGAUAACAAUCGUAAAGGCACGUAUCCAUUUAAGGUCAUCAUCAAUGUCAAAGACGGUGCUGUAGAGAUCAGAGACAAAUUUUAUGACAUUGUGUGGUCCUCCAAAUAUCAUAUCAAACGUUAA